Molecule: messenger RNA, 1302 nt
Organism: Jaminaea rosea
Lineage: Eukaryota; Fungi; Basidiomycota; Exobasidiomycetes; Microstromatales
Product: putative 26S proteasome non-atpase regulatory subunit Rpn6
Exons: 4
Coding region: 1-1302 (433 amino acids)
Biological process (GO): ubiquitin-dependent protein catabolic process
Cellular component (GO): proteasome regulatory particle, lid subcomplex
Molecular function (GO): structural molecule activity; protein binding
Source: RefSeq, a predicted model, not a curated record
AUGGCUUCAACAUCAACAGCCAAGCCGACUGCCACUAAUGGCAGUAUUCCUACACUCGCAGAAGCCAAUGCCGCACUCGCAUCCGGCGAUCAGUCCCGCGGCGAGUCCAUCCUACAAUCCAUCCUCUCCACCCCGCCAAAACCAGACGACGAAGAUGCCCUCAAGCAGCAAGAGCAAGCCCUGCUCCGUCUUGGUCAGCUCUACCGUGACACCCGCAACCCUACUCAGCUAGCAGCAACAGUCCGCUCCUCCCGCACCUUCAUGGCCUCCAUCGCAAAGGCGAAGACGGCCAAGCUCAUCCGCUCCCUCCUCGACUUCUUCGCCGAUAUCCCUGACUCGGCCAAGAUCCAAAUUGAUACAAUCAAGGAGAACAUCGAGUGGGCCCGCUCCUCUCGCCGUAUCUUCCUGAGCCAAAACCUCGAGACCCGCCUCAUCGCCCUCUACUACGAGACGCGUCAGUUCCGCGAAGCCCUUCCCCUCAUCGACUCGCUGCUGCGCGAGCUCAAGAAGUUGGACGAUAAGGCUAUGCUGACUGAGGUGCAUCUGCUGGAGUCUCGCGUCAAUCAUGCAAUCAGGAAUGCAGAGAAGGCAAAGGCGUCAUUGACGUCGGCUAGGACGUCGGCCAAUUCCAUCUACUGCCCGCCGGCGCUACAGGCUCAGCUGGAUAUGCAGUCGGGUAUCCUUCAUGCGGAGGACAAGGAUUAUGCUACGGCGUACUCCUACUUCUUCGAGACUCUCGAGGGUCUUUCAGCCCAGGCUCAACAAGCCCCGCUAGCCCUCAAGUACAUGCUUCUCUGCAAGGUCAUGCUCAACCUUUCUGAGGAUGUGACGGCUAUUGUUCAGGGUAAAGUUGCACAAAAGUACGCUGGCAUCGGGAGGGAUGUUGAGGCGAUGCAGAAGGUGGCGGAGGCUCAUGAGAAGCGCAGUCUUGAAGGUUUCGAGAAGACGUUGAAGGAGUACAAGGAUGAACUCUCCGCCGACCCCAUCAUCCGAGCCCACCUCUCGGCGCUGUAUGACACUCUCCUCGAGCAGAAUCUCCUUAGGAUCAUCGAGCCAUACUCUCGGGUCGAGAUCGAUCAUGUCGCUUCUUCUGUCGGCCAGCCAGUACGGGAGGUGGAGGUCAAGCUGAGCCAGAUGAUCCUGGACAAGACGCUUGCCGGUGUGCUGGAUCAGAGCAACAGAAGUCUCAUCGUGUUCGAGGACAGGGGCAGGGAUGAGACGUACGAAGCUUCCCUCGAGGCGCUGCGUCAUAUCAGUAACGUGGUGGACUCGCUCGGGCAGAAGGCGGCGAAACUGUCGUAG